Anopheles marshallii is the source of this 486-nucleotide messenger RNA. RefSeq names its product 37 kDa salivary gland allergen Aed a 2-like. The record is from RefSeq and is a predicted model, not a curated record. The transcript has 3 exons. NCBI's taxonomy places the organism in Eukaryota, Metazoa, Arthropoda, Insecta, Diptera, Culicidae. Bases 1 to 486 code for a protein of 161 amino acids. Gene Ontology annotation, molecular function: odorant binding.
AUGCUCGUGAUCGUUUAUUUAUUCGCGUUGUGCUUUGUAGCAGUGGUACAGGGUGAUACUGUACAAGAAUGUGAGGAUAAGUUGCCACCAUCAUUGAAGAGCAGACUGUGUGAGAUACGUCAAUAUAAAAUAAUCGAAGGACCGGAUAUGGAUAAGCACAUCGAUUGCGUUAUGAAGGCGGUCGGAUUUGUAUACAGCGAUGGUCGGGGUGAUUAUCAUAAACUUUACGAUCCAUUGAAUGCGAUCGAGCAGGACCGUAGACAUGAUGUCAAUCUGGAAACAUGCAUCGGUGAAUCGGUGCGUGUUCCAACAAGUCAACGGGCACACGUGUUCUACAAGUGUUUGCUGAACACAACUACCGGACGAACGUUUAAGAAGGUGUUCGACCUCAAGGAGCUGAUCAAGGCUGGAAAAGUGCCAAAACAUGCCAGAUACACCGCCGAGGUCGCUCAAAUGAUGAAGGAAAUUGAUGAGAAAUUGUGCUAA